Cladocopium goreaui is the source of this 1253-nucleotide messenger RNA. Lineage: Eukaryota; Dinophyceae; Suessiales; Symbiodiniaceae. The record is from the annotation of a GenBank genome assembly.
GGGCACAGACACUCGAGCAAUUCUUGCAUAAUGCUGGCUGGCAUCAUGGCUCUGUGGUGAAGCAAGGUAGCUGUCAAUGGGGCGAAGCGCAGACAGCAGAUACGACAGCAGGGAACGCAGUCGCGGGCAGAACUUGAUCCUACGCCCACGGCAAUCACCGCAGGGCAGGCGAAGCUCAAGAAGCCCAGAAGGUCGAAGAGACGGGAGAGAUCGGUCGCGAAGGCGCGACUCCCGGCCCCGACGAAGGGAGCCGCGCGAGUCGCCAACGAGGCGACGUGACGAGCGAGACCGGCGCGACGAGCGGCGCGACGAGAAACGGGACGAGCGGCGUGGCGAGCGUGUGGAGCUUCGACCCUCACGCGUUGAGCGCGACUCGACAAAUCCAAAGGAUCCAAACUCAAAUCCGAACUCGACAAAGGACAACGGUCGACAAACUCAAACUCGAACCGAUGGCCGAAGAAGCAAAGAACCUCAAAGAGAUCAAGGAGCUGACAGAGCUGACAGGGCAAGAGAAGCUCGGCCGGCAGCAAGAUCUCCAGCUCGCAAGCCUCCAGCUGAUAGAUCUGAUAGGAAGGAGAAAGAUGCUGGCAAGAAAAGUGUGGCAGAUGGUGGUUCUGAAAUCAAGCCAAUCUGGACUUGCAAACAAUGUCGGACGUCCAUGUUUGGCCAUUUGGAAGAAUGCACCAAGUGCCACACGACCAAGCCAGAGCUGGAUCUGCGAUUUGUUCAAGUGUGGAACGUGCCACCAGAUGUGGCCAAGAAGACUCUGCAGUGGUUUCAGAAAAAGGCUGGGGGCGCAUCUGCAGAGCUCGCACCUGUGGGCGCCCAAUUGGUGACGGCUGCAGAAAUGCAGACGGCCAUUUUGGAAAUGAAGGCGAUUCCGGAGGCAGAAAAAAUGGUAGCAGCCAUUGAGAAGUGGAAGGUGGGAAUUCCGAAGAUGAAGGCAAAGGUCAUCUCUCAGCAAGAUUUUGAGAACUUCUUGGAAAAGAGCAAAACUCACCUGGUAUUUGUCAAGAACCUCCCUGAGGACAUUGAGGAUGAAGGUGACAUCAAACUCAUGGCCAAAGACAUCAAGAAAGCCACGAUUGGCACUCAUCCAACUCAUGGCAGGUUUGCAAUGAUUGAGGCUACAAAUCACGAAGCCGCCCGUGCUUGUGUGGAUGUGUUCAAUAUACCGCACAGUGGCGGCGUAAUGACUGCGGAGCUUACUACUGCAUACCAACAAGAGACGGUUCUCAAAGCCUCCAAGAAGG